ACAAAUGUCAGGGGGAAGAAGAGACUCACACAGACUCCAUGUGAGCUGCUCAAUAACCAGGCCUACUACUCUCAAAACAGCUACACAAGUGUCAGGAAUGGCAUGAAGCUGUCCCCUGGAUGGUCAGGGCAGGCACAGAGGCCCUGUGCCAAACAAGGGUGCCAUGGAAGGGCAGUGUGCAAGCAAAGACCAGGACUCUGACACUGCUUCCCACCUGCCUUUCCCCAGGACUAUUGCUUCUAUGAUGGGAACCUGGCCUGACAAGGUGCAGGGUUUUGGCAGGGCUCUCCACUUCCCCUGGUUCCAGCUGAAGCAGGCCUCAGUGCAGGUCCACUUCCCUACCUCACAUCAUGUGGCCCUUGCCCACCUUGUUUGGAUCAAGCUGGAGCAUCUAAAGCCUACAAAAGCCUCACCAGAAGGUCCACAUCCAGGGAUCCAGAGCAUCUCAGAGCCAAAGGAAGAGCCUGUGCAUGGGCGAGCAUCUGGCCCAGUCAGAGGUCCUGCACUGGCCUGGUCUGGGAUGAAGCAAUACCAGAAGCCGUCAUGGAGGCGUCUUUUUGAGGCUUAUUUCUUUCUUUCUUAAAAUUCUAAGCAAUUAUCCUAAACAAAUCCUAUAUAAUAAAGUUU
Molecule: messenger RNA, 627 nt
Organism: Pipistrellus kuhlii (Kuhl's pipistrelle)
Lineage: Eukaryota; Metazoa; Chordata; Mammalia; Chiroptera; Vespertilionidae
Exons: 2
Coding region: 164-583 (139 amino acids)
Source: RefSeq, a predicted model, not a curated record